AUGUCUGCCGCGCGGCGCUGUGGUCUUUCGUAUAAGCACGUCCAAGACGAUGCGAACAUCGCACAAGGCGAUGAUCAAGAGGAUCCGCAAAGGACAGUCGAUCUCGAGGCUGACAAUCGGAGAUUGAGAGCAGAGGUUGAGAAGUACAGAAUGGCCACGGAGACCAAAGCCGCCAAGAAUUUGAGGGGCGCAGAGAUAUUUGCCAAAGGGUAUGCCGAGUCCAAGAUCGAAGCUGCCAAGGAUUUGAGGGCCGCAAAGGCGCUUGCUGAAAAGUAUGCUGCCUCUGCGAUCGAGGUAGCCAAAUACAAGAUGGCUAUGGAGGUAACCGCUAAGAAGUGCGCUGCCUCUAUGACUGAACUCGCAAGAGAGAGAAAGGAGUUUGAAAUGGCUCUUCAAGAAGUCCAGAAGCGUACGAGCCAAGGCACUGUCAUCAGCAUUCUGCUAACGAGAAGUAAGCAGGCUCAAGAGCAAGAAAUUGUCAGAGAGACAGGGGCAGGAGACGAAGAAGGAAGAGAAGAAGACGAAGAGAAAGAAGAAGAAGGAGAAGCAUCGGCCAAGGCCAGAUGUAAUCAGCCAAGGGCGGAUGUGCCUUGCGACGCGAGAGACGAGCGUUCGACAGAGCCUGAUGGCCAGGGCGACUCUAGUCGAGGAAGAGGCGGCUAUACGGGCCAUCUCCGUGGAUGCGGUCGCGGUCGAGGCCGUGAAAGUCAUGCCAAAGGCCGUGGAGGCUAUACUGGCCAUCUUCGUGCCAGAGGUCGCGGUCCUCGUCAGGGUCAAUCUGGCCGAGGCGGUCCGUAUGGCGGUACUGGUCGUCAGGAUGAUCCUGCCGACCACGCCACCCAAACAAACACCAGUACGCCAAACGGCGCUGGAGAAGCACAGACGCCCAAUGGCCGCCAGCAUAGCUCGACCUCGUACAACGAGGACGGGGACAUCAAGCAGGAGCCUCCAGAAGACGAGAAAUAG
This is a messenger RNA of Recurvomyces mirabilis, 966 nucleotides long. RefSeq lists its product as uncharacterized. The transcript is spliced from 2 exons. The record is from RefSeq and is a predicted model, not a curated record. The coding region runs from base 1 to 966 and encodes 321 amino acids. NCBI's taxonomy places the organism in Eukaryota, Fungi, Ascomycota, Dothideomycetes, Mycosphaerellales, Teratosphaeriaceae.